CCAGCUGCUGAGAGCGCGUUUCUUUUAAAGAAGAGCCAAAACGGAUCGCUUCCUUUGUUCCGGGUGAAAUUCAGCCUGACCUGUGCCUGGCUCCAGCAAUACAACUUCGCGGACGGCAACCUAAGCCAAGCCCGACUCUCUUCCGCCAUGGACCCUCCAGGCUGCAGCGCGCCUCCCGCCUUCCUGUGAGGCCGCCGAAGAAGCGCGAAAAUUCAAGGCGGCGCCCUCUUGUUUCCCGCUCGCUGAGGCGCCCAGCCCGGCCGCCCUCCGGAGACUGAAGGCAGCAGCGCCCGGCGGUCGCCCUCCCGCCGCCCCCUUUGGACUCCGCGGCUGGACGGACGGGCCCCGCUGCGGCAAGACAUGGCCGGGCGGCGGCUGUGGUGGCGGCGGCGGCGGGGGGCGCUGGCGGAGCCCGCAGGCGGCUACUCCUGCGUGGCGGUGGCGGCGGCGGCGCUGGCCCUACUGCUUUUGCAGCUGCCCGGCGGCAGCCCGGCGGUGCCGGCGCAGAACGACACGGAGCCCAUCGUGCUGGAGGGCAAGUGUCUGGUGGUGUGCGACUCCAGCCCGUCCGCCGACGGCGCCAUCACCUCGUCGCUGGGCAUCUCCGUGCGCUCCGGCAGCGCCAAGGUGGCGUUCUCGGCCACGCGCAGCACCAACCACGAGCCGUCCGAGAUGAGCAACCGCACCAUGACCAUCUACUUCGACCAGGUAUUAGUUAAUAUUGGCAACCAUUUCGACCUGGCUUCCAGUAUAUUUGUAGCGCCAAGAAAAGGAAUAUAUAGUUUCAGUUUCCAUGUUGUGAAAGUAUAUAACAGACAAACUAUCCAGGUAAGCCUAAUGCAAAACGGCUAUCCAGUGAUUUCAGCUUUUGCUGGAGACCAAGAUGUCACCAGAGAAGCAGCCAGCAAUGGGGUCUUGCUCCUUAUGGAAAGAGAAGACAAAGUGCAUCUCAAACUGGAGAGAGGGAACCUCAUGGGAGGGUGGAAAUACUCAACCUUUUCCGGCUUCUUAGUCUUUCCACUAUAAAGGGAUGUAAAGGAGAAGUCUGAUUUGCAAGCUGGAAUAAGGAUCAAAUCAUUUUGGAAAAACAUACACACACAAGAUCCCUCCUCCCUCUCCCAGAACUUGGCUAGACACGCCAAUAAUUCCAGCCACCCAGUCAGACUGCCAUCAGAGAAUAAUGACAAACCUUCUUGAUGCCACUGUUUGCUUUGACUCUUGACUGUUCCUUGGGAAAACCUGCAGCCCUGAUUAGUUUUAGAUGACAGUGAUCUUUAAAAGAAACAAAAUUAUCAACCUGAGCAAUUUGUACCUGUGAUUGUAAAGUCAAUUUUGGAUUUUAUUGUUGGGAUCAUUGACUUUCCUCCCUUCAUUCUGUUUCUGUUCCUGUCCUGGAGAGACAUGCUAAUUGGGACCACAUAAAACCAGUCCAAGGCUUACCCCCAAAGCCAGAAGAAUCUGAUAUUCAACGAAGUGUUCCUGUGAUGCUUUCUCUUUUUGUGUUUGUAUAGCCUUAAAAAUAUACCAAGACAAAAAUAAGAAUGGCUUCAGUUUCAAACCUGUAUCUUCUGGGGAAGGGAUUUUUUUUUUUUUUUGGACAUUACUUUGUCAAGAAGUGCUUUAUCCAGUGAAGCAAAUUUUGCACGAUUGGAAACUACUUUCUUUUGUGUUACUUGUGUUUUCCAUCAUCAUUUCCC
This is a messenger RNA of Lacerta agilis (Sand lizard), 1697 nucleotides long. RefSeq names its product cerebellin 2 precursor (gene CBLN2). NCBI's taxonomy places the organism in Eukaryota, Metazoa, Chordata, Lepidosauria, Squamata, Lacertidae. The record is from RefSeq and is a predicted model, not a curated record. Bases 361 to 1026 code for a protein of 221 amino acids. Gene Ontology annotation, molecular function: protein binding. The transcript is spliced from 5 exons.